GGCUGAGGGAAGGUUCUAGAAAGUGUUGAACGGCGGCGGUGGUGGCUGUGUCGAGGAGGCUGUGCAUCACAGCUUGUCUGUUUACUCGUUUUUCUUUAGCUAUAACGCAAUUUUUUAUCGAUAUAACGUUGUUUACGAAGCGCUUGAGUUGAAGUAUAGCAUUUUUAUUUAAAAAUUAUUUUUUCGAGCAGGAUGGAGAAUAGGGAUAAAGAGCAGUAUCGCAAGCUGUUCAUAGGUGGUCUUAGCUUUAAUACAACUGAAGAAAAUUUGAGAGGCCACUUCGAGCAAUGGGGAAAGCUUACAGAUUGUGUGGUCAUGAGGGACCCUCAGACCAAGCGAUCAAGAGGGUUUGGAUUUGUGACAUUUUCUACACCUGAAGAAGUUGAUGAUGCAAUGGCUGCUAGGCCUCAUAAAAUUGAUGGUCGUGUUGUGGAGCCUAAACGAGCAGUUGCAAGAGAAGAAUCUGGGAAACCAGGAGCACACCUGACUGUGAAGAAAUUGUUUGUUGGUGGAAUAAAAGAUGACACUGAUGAACAUCACCUCAGAGCAUACUUCAAGAACUAUGGAAAAAUUGAAAGCAUUGAAGUAAUAACAGACCGCCAAAGUGGAAAAAAGAGAGGUUUUGCAUUUGUAUCUUUUGAUGACCAUGAUCCAGUGGACAAAGUAGUCCUUCAAAAGUAUCAUUACGUUAAUGGACAUAAUGCCGAAGUAAGAAAAGCUUUGUCCCGUCAAGAAAUAAUGGAGGCACAAAGUAGCAGGUCAGGACGAGGAGGUGGUGGCUUCAGAGGUGACUCCCGUGGAGGUGGCAAUUUUCCUAUGGGACGUGGAGGCAACUUUGGAGGUGGCCCAAAUGGAUUUGGUGGUGGCCGUGGUUUUGGUGAUGGCCCUGGUUUCAAUGGCUAUGGUGGAGGUGGCGGUAACUUUGGAGGUCCUGGAUUUGGUGGAGGUCCUGGAUUUGGUGGAGGUCCUGGAUUUGGUGGAGGAUUUGGCAACCAUGGUGGUGGCUAUGACGGAGGUGGAAAUUAUGGUGGAAAUUUUGGAGGAGGUGGGAACUACAAUGAUUUUGGGAACUACCAUCAUCAGAACUCUAAUUUUGGACCAAUGAAAGGUGGAAACUAUGGAGGAAGAAAUAUGGGUGGACCAUAUGGAGGGAACUAUGGUGGUGGAUUUGGUGGACGUAACAGAUAUUAAUUCAACAAAACCCAUUCCAAGGGCAUCACUAUAUAAAUAGGGGAGGAUGAGAGCCCAGAGUUUACAGGACAGCUGCAGGUUAUUCUCUCAGCAAAAUUUUAAGGAAAAAAUUAUCUCAGCGGAACAUAAGUCAGUGAGAUGACGGAAGACUCCAGAGCACAGGCAGAGAAAACCAUUUUGUCAAUUCUUGGGAUUGUUUAAUUGAGCGGACUCUUGAUGUGGAGAAAGGACUGUAAAGAUGCCUUGGAGACAGAUUUCUAGUUUUUUAAAAAAAAUUUCUUUGCUGUAGUAUCUUUAUAGUGUUCUUCAUAAGUUGCGAUGUGGAAUUGUUAUGAGUUUGAGGGGAUUUUUUGACAUUUUAAAUAUUCCUAGAUGCACUGAGAAUUUUGAGAGCUAUGAACCAGGAUCAUGGAGUUAUAAUAUUCAGCCUUUCUAUGUUAAAUAUCUGCAGUGUGUAGAGUUUGGAAAAUGUUGUAUGUCCACAGUAACUUUAAUAAAAUCCCAAAAAAAAAAGAAAAGGGGGUGUGUAAUUGUUUUCUUAGGUAGAUUUGUUAUGGGUGGGUAAAAUGUUCAGUCUUUGACACAGCUAGGGAAAUGCAAGGACUACUAAUCAGACAAAAAGUGCAGAGAUGAAUCGUCAAGUCCGCAAUUUUAAAAACUGCUAGAACUGAGAGUGGUUUCUGCAAGAAUCAAAGAUCUUUAGAUCCUGUAGAUACAGCAGCUACUUCAUCGGCCAGGAAAGGCGUGAUCCGACGUUAAACAGCAAGUGGUUUACACUUUCAAGAAAACAGGUCUAGCACAAGAAGUCUGGACAAAGAAGCCUAAUAUCAGCCAGCACUCUUAAAGUGAGUGGUAUUCAUGCAACAAAAGCUUUAACUGCAGUAAAUUUAAAGAGGAGGCCAACGAAAACAGAUGUGUCUUGUAGAGCAGAAUAGAGCUAAGCAUCAGUUAAACCUCAUCUUGUAGGUAAGAUAUUAUUUAAUUGUCUUUUACUUCACAGAAGUGAAGAGGUGGUCAAUACAAUAAAAGCUCAAAGCAAUGUAGUGGAUUGUUUCUUUUUAUAUUUUCAGUAUGUUCUUUGGUAUCAUCUUUGGUUUGUAGGAAUUUAUAUAUACCUGAUUCCUUUUGUGCAAGAUUAAAACUGACACAAAACUAAAAACUUAUAGUUCCUUUGUGCCUAACUAUUUACCUUUUCUGUGCUAUUUAAGGUUGUAGUAUCUGAAGUUGAUUGGGUGUUGAUUGUCCAUUGGAUCUUAAACUGAGAGCUGCCAGACUUCAUUCCACAUGUGAUCAGAACCAUCCUCAGCCAGCAUCUGACCUCUAUCAACUGGUCUGAGCUGCACUGAAACUGAAAUCACAGUGGAGAAGGCAGUGAUCUAAGCUAUAAGCUACCUGAUCAGUUUUGUUCUCUACAGAAAUAGGUAAGUGUACAGAACGCUGAGCAAUAUGUGGUGAUUUGAAUGUAGCGUUCAGAGUGACCAGUGAAUUUAUAAAAAUAUUAGAUUGCACUAAAGGGGUUUGGCAUGUCAGCAUCGGAAACAUCUAAUUAAUACUUGUCAAUUUAAUGAAACUAAAUUGGAAAAUUACUAACAAGGCAAAUAUAUGAAAAAGACUUUGUCAUAAAAAUAUUGCUUUUUUAAAACUUAACUCUUGAUAUAUAUGGCUCCUGCUUAAGCAAAUUUUAGUUCAUGUUUAUUUUCAAAAUUCAGAUUUUCUUAACUUGGAUAAAUUCAUGUUUUUUUGCUCCAUUAGCCCAGGUGUCAAGCCGCCACUAUUUCACAUCAUUGACUAAAUAAUUGAACGUCUAUGUCCAGCUGUUUUCAGCAGUAGAUUCCCAUCUAGAAUCUGGCUAGCACUAGUUAUAUUCUGUGCAAAUUCUGCAUUUAACAAUGUAUGUCUGAUUGAGGUUAGCUCUAAAUACUUAAGAGAUUUAAUAAAACUUAAGCAGAUCAGAAAAUAAAUUAUGCAAUACCCUAAUUCACUCGAAAACCAUACAGUUCAGUUAAGUCUACAGCCCCCAAGUUUGCUUUAUUGCUGGCAAAAGUGCUAAAGUAUUUCAGGGUUCAGUGCUACUUGUCAUUUUGCAUUUUGCAUUUUGAGUAAUGUUGGCUCCUGGAAAAAUUUCCUCCAGCAAAGGUCAAGUAUUUAGUUUCCAAACCACUGCUCCUUUUCACUAAUAUGUUCUUUUACAGAAGUAGGUGUCCUUUUUAUCUACUUUCCUGCUUCGAACUGCCAGGCUUCUAUGUUCUCUAUAUGAGUCUAGCAGAUGGGUACCUAGAAAUGAGGCUUUGAGAUACAAAAUAUAUGUGAGGAUUUGUAAGUAAUCUGAUUUAAUAAAUUGAUUCAAUUAGAACUUCUAGUUUUACUGGUCACUUUCUAGGUAUUUAAAAGUUGUAAUUAUAGGAAAUGCAGUAAUGUGCAGAGGCGGUCUAAGCUACUAAAUGGGCUUUUGAGGCAAAUGCCUUGUCUUCUAAGUAGUGAUUUUGUAACCAGGGUAUUUUGCAAUCAUAAAGAUAGAGGUCUGUAGGAUAGUGAUUUCAUGAGGUUUAUAAGUAUCUUUGAAACUUGUUGCACCUCAUUUCUUGUUUCAUAGGCCCUUUGAUAAGCUGUUUGAUAUCACUGGGAGACGGUGUUGUAGUAACGUCACCGAGCUAGUAAUCUAGAACUGUGGUUAAAGUUUUGCGGAAAUGGGUUUGGAAAGCAGAUGAAGAAGUUUGAAUUUAAUGCAAAUCUGAAAAAGCCAUUGGUGAAUGAAGCCAUCGUUGGUUGUUUAAAAACCCAUCUGGUUGACGGAUUUCCUUCCUUGAAGGACGUUAAUGUCAUCCUGGCCUACAUGUGACUCCAGACACACAAUAGUGUGGCUGAGUUAAUUUAAUGGGCAAUGAAUGUUUAGCCAGCAACGCUCAUGUGUUGUGAACAAAUUUUUUUUUAAAAAGCUGGGGAUGAAGAGGAAGUGGGGAUGUGGAGUAAUCAGAUCUGCCAUGAUCUGAUUAAAUAGUGAGGCAGGCUAAAGGGGCUGAAUGACCUACUCCUAAUUUAUAUGUUUGUAUGUUUCAUAGGUUAUGUUGGGUUACAAAGCCUUAUGAAGUGGAAGUAUGAUUUUUAUGCAUUCAAGUUUGAUAGUUGCACCGUGAGAAUUAGCUGCUGACUUCAGGAGAACACAUAUUGUAUAAUGGAUUGAGCUGUAAAGCAUACUUGUUUGGAUUGUGGGUGUGAAUAGAUUUAGACAAAGAUGUAAGAGUAUUCUUUACUGCCUUAUUUUCUACCUUAGACAAGGUAUUGAUGAUCCUAGCUAGCUUGGUGAAGAACGGGCUAGGUUCUUGAUGAUCUUGUUAACCAGUAGUCCCUGUUGGUCGUGUUGCAGUAUUGGCUAUUGGAGUAAAAGAGACACAGGUCUGAUUAGGAUAGUUUCUGUUUUAAUCCCCAUGAAGAACAUUAAUAUCAGGAAUAAUUGUCAGCAUCAGCUCCAUUUGCCAACCUGAUUUCCCUGUAUUUCACUGUUCUGAGUAUCCAAAAGCCAAGCAGUCUCAGUCUUCACCAUAAUAACUGAACAUCCACAUUCUUCUGGUUGGUGAAUUCCUAAGAUUCACAACCCUUCUGGUAGAAGAAGUUUCUCCUAGUGUUUGUUAUCCAAGUUUUGCGCAUGAGGAAUGGUUGCUUGUGAGAAAAUCCAUGUUUUAAUAUGUUGGUGUUCUGAAAUUGCUUAAUCUCUGUUCAGUUCUGUGAAAUGUGAAACUUAACAUUUGGAUUGUGAUAAUAUUUUUCUCCCUUUCCAGGAGCUGAUACGGAAUUCAAUGGAUUGUGGAUGUUUUUGACAAGGAUGCUGAGUUCAGUAAAUUGAUAGCUUUUCAUUCAUGACAGGUUUAAAAGAUAGCUUUGACCAGAGCUCCAGUUUACUUAAUGCUAAAACCCAAAAGAUAUUUCAGUUCACUCACCGUUUUAGCUCCUCGUUUAUUAACUGCUACUUUUGGAGUCUGUUUGGAUGAAAAUGACCAGAAUUCAUUAUAACCUGAUGAAGAAAGCAGUUUGGAAAUAGCUUGUUUAGUUUCAAAAGUAUAGUAAGUGUUGAGGGUCGAAAGGUAAAUUUAGAAAUAAGAUCAGGAAGUCUUCAAAGCAGACAAUAUUUCAAAUGGGCUCAACUCCUGGAUAGAGUAGUUGUGACAACAGCCUCAAAUCAUUCAAGAGCCAGUUGAAUGCCACUAGUCUGCUUUGGUGUGCAAUUUACAUAUAACCUACUUAUAGUUGCAGUGAGUUGUGUGAAUAUGAACCCAGGGAGAACCUCAGUUAAGUAAAAUAAAUUUAUUACAAAGUGAGUUUAAAUUUUUCUGCUGCAGUCUUCCUCAAAUGUCUAAUUGCAGCAACAGAAGGUUUGAAGUUCGAUAUGGAAUUGAGAACUAUUUUUAAGGAAAAUUAAAUGAUGGAUAUGCAAUAUUAUUGCUAAAGGACUCAAUGGACAGUGGUGGUUUUAAAAAGAACUCGACUCUGCUCUCACGUUGGUGUAAUAAACCACCUGUUGCAGAUUA
Messenger RNA from Rhincodon typus (whale shark), 5714 nucleotides. Its product is annotated as heterogeneous nuclear ribonucleoproteins A2/B1. Lineage: Eukaryota; Metazoa; Chordata; Chondrichthyes; Orectolobiformes; Rhincodontidae. The coding region runs from base 193 to 1191 and encodes 332 amino acids. The record is from RefSeq and is a predicted model, not a curated record. Gene Ontology annotation, molecular function: RNA binding. The transcript is spliced from 11 exons.